AAUGAUGAAAUCGACGAAACAUGUGCUGAAAGUGAAUUUCAAAGUAAAAUAUUAGAGGUUUUCAAUUCAACGUGGUGAGUUUUUUCUUGACUUUUUACAACGCAAUGAGUACUUAUAAAUAUAUUGCAACAGGUUUUAUUGAUGAUGCUAAAAAGCUUUAUGAUGAUUUUGCUAAGUGCCCGAAUAAUGAUUUUAAAACAUUUUGUAACGUGUGGAAAAAAUAUAAAUUUAGGUGCAUAUUUAUGGGUUGCACAGAUCAGAAAGAAUUGAGAGAGUUUACAAAUGAAAUCUAUCAGCUAACUUUAAAUUAUAUGGGGUCGUCAUCCUUUGAUUCACAGAUUGCUGCGAUUUACCUUUUGUAUGCUUUAUACCGAAAUCAAGAUGAAAUUUCACCUGUGAGGAUUCGAGUUUCAAAAUUGCAGUAUCGUAAUAUUCAACAAAUUCAUGAAUACGCUGUUAAUAAGAAAGCACAUGAGCUACAUUACAUAAUUGAUUAUUUAAAGGCAAAUUGCUUGGAAUUAGUCGCCAAUAGUACGUUAUACGGUCCAUGUUGCUCUUUAAACAAAGAUAAUCUUAUAAAAUCGAGCGCUAAUCAGUUAGUAAUCUUAACUGAUUUACAGCAAAGCAUGUCAAAUUUUCAUGAUAAUGACGUGAUUACAAAUCUAAAAAAGAUGCGGGAUCAAUAUUCAGAACUAAAGCACACUAUUAUGUCUGCACCAACUUAUGUUAGAGAUAAUGAUUCUUCUCUGAUAAAUGACUAUGAAGAAAAAAAUAGGAAGCUGAAUGAAAUUUUGGGAAAAAAUGUAAAUUAUUCUGACUCUUCUUGUUAUGCUGGGAAGAAUAAUAAAAGCAGUUUAGGACCAGUUAUAGAAAAAAGCGACAUAGGUCGUCGAAGACUUGAAAUAAAAAAUGCCGCUUCUGAAAUGAAAGUUAUGAUUCCCAAAACAAAAUAUCAUGAAGAACUUAUCGAAGAAUGUGUAAACAAUGAGGUUACCGAUUCAGAAAUAAUUUCUUUGAAAAGAAAACGUUUUUAUAAUAAACGUCUUCCAGUUAAUAAGCGUAGAAUCGGUAGACCAAAAAAGCACACCGAAAAAAUUUCUUCAUGUGAAAGUGAUGAUUCAGACUUUAAAUAUUCUUUCCAAAUUUUACCUAACCCAGUUACUAAGACUAAAAGAGGUCCAACUGGACGAAGGAAAGUGAGCUAUUUGAGAAAUUACGAAGGACCUGUUAUCAUAUCUUCAAAAGAAGAACCUAUAAAUGAUUGCAAUAAAACUUCUGAUGAAUCAUUUGAAGAUCAAUUUAUAGAAUUUUAACACAUUUUAUUGCAUGUAUUCCAUUUCUGUAUGUAUUCUGUCUGUCCAGUUCUGUAUUAUGCAUGUAUUCACACAUUCCAUACUCUGAAAUUUUUUUGCUAAGUAAUAGUAAGAUAGCAGUUGUGGGAUUAUUGGCCAAAGAGGACAAGUCACAAAUGGUCCGUAGACAUUCUGGACUGAAGGGACUUCUUUCAAGACAACCAAAUAAGAAUAAUAUAUGUAGCUUAUCCAUUUUUUUGAUGGGACAUAAAAGCUGAUUGACAUCAGAUUUACAUGCUGUAUACUUUUGGUAAAAGAUGGCAAUGGAAUGGCCCUUUAUGUGUUCGAAAUAUGGGAAUUUACUAAACAGAAUCAACAAUGAAGUGGAUUGAUGUAUGAAUGGGAAAUCAUUACUAUAAAGCCCGUCGGUCCCCCCCCCCUUCGCGGAUGUUGAAGAAAAGACUUUUCAUCCCCCACUGCGAAGACCCUCCCUACCCAAGGUACGGCGAAGAUGUUAGAUUCCUCACCUUUUUUUAUUUAUAUUAACAUAUUGUGCUAUACAGACAGGUAUGUUUACCAAAGAAACACACUCAGCCCUCAAAAUAACAACAAAUGGUAUUUUAGAAUUAGCCUCAUAUUGUAAAGACCAGCUUAAACUUAAUUAUAUAGUACCUGGGAAGUUUCAAACGGACUAUUUGGAAAGCAGGUUCGGGUUAUACCGUCGAAUGUCGGGAAGCCAUUAUCACAUCGAUUAGGCAGCUAUAUGAAUCGGAAAAGAAACUAAGAAUGCAAUCAUUAAUGAAAUUAAAUAUCAUGUCUAAAUCUCAAGGUAAAAUUUUGAUUACAGAUGUUUCUAUUGAGUCCGAACCGGAUAAUCUUGAGGAACAUGCUGUAUUUUCUUUGUAUUCUGAUGUGUCAGUCGAAAAUAAUAAUAUUGAAGCAGUGAAAGAAUUUUUUGGUACAUUACUAUACAUUGCCGGAUAUUGUGUUUACAUUACUUCAAAAAAAUUAAAAUGCGUUAUUUGUCAACAGGAAUUAUCAGUUGAUAAAUCUCUAGAAAUUGAUUAUAAUAAUACUUACUUUUUAAAUUUAGAUAGAGGUAAACUUUUAUAUCUUCCGCUGCAUGUUUUAAGGUUAUAGUAUAUAACUACAUAGUUAUAAAAAAAACUGUGUUAUGAGUAUGAAGAAGACUUUAAUAAAUAUGACAAAUCCAGAUUACUUGCAAUUGAACUAUCUGAAAAGUUAUUAGAGUCACAAAAUUUAAUGGAUGAUUGUUGUGAUAAUAGGCACGAUGAGUCUCAAAUCAUUAAACUUCUUUUGUGGUCUUCAACAAAUAUAUUUUUAAACAAUUAUUGCAGAGAAAAGAAUGAUAAACAUGAAAUAGACAAACAAUAAAAAAUUGCUGAAAAACAGAAA
This is a messenger RNA of Parasteatoda tepidariorum (common house spider), 2708 nucleotides long. RefSeq lists its product as uncharacterized. Lineage: Eukaryota; Metazoa; Arthropoda; Arachnida; Araneae; Theridiidae. Gene Ontology annotation, cellular component: snRNA-activating protein complex. Gene Ontology annotation, biological process: snRNA transcription by RNA polymerase III; snRNA transcription by RNA polymerase II. Gene Ontology annotation, molecular function: sequence-specific DNA binding. The record is from RefSeq and is a predicted model, not a curated record.